Molecule: messenger RNA, 3771 nt
Organism: Centropristis striata (black sea bass)
Lineage: Eukaryota; Metazoa; Chordata; Actinopteri; Perciformes; Serranidae
Gene: capn10
Product: calpain 10
Exons: 13
Coding region: 412-2418 (668 amino acids)
Biological process (GO): proteolysis
Cellular component (GO): cytoplasm
Molecular function (GO): calcium-dependent cysteine-type endopeptidase activity
Source: RefSeq, a predicted model, not a curated record
UCACUUUAUGAAUGAACUGCUAGAUGUCCAAGCGGAAGAGAAUUUAUGUGUUUCAUACUCAAGAUCAUAUAUCUGGUUUGGAUAUAACUGUUAGUCAGAACGAGAUCUGUAAUCCCUUUGGAAGAAAAAAAAACCUCAGUGUGAGUGUGGUUAAGGUUGUGAAACCAUGAUAAGAUGAAGCGAUACGGUGAUGCUAACUGUGUUACAUCUGUGCACCACAAGCUAGCUGAAGCUAACGGUUAGCAGCUGUAGAAAGAGAGCUAACUACGAGCUCAAACAUGAUUAAAAGAGGAGAAAGGUGUAAUACUUGUGUGAAAACUACAUGGAGGCCAUGAGGAUGGUGAACAGCUGGCUGAGGUUCACACAUUGAACCAGCGGGUUUGAUCCAGGUUCAAGGAGAAAGCCGUUGCCAUGAAAGAAGCGGACAGGGCAGAAUGUGGAGGCGAGGCUCUGUUUGAGGACCUGGACUUCCCUGCUAACGACAGGUCCCUGUUCUCUGACAGCUCCACGCCCAUCGCCAGACUGCAGGGAGAGAUUAGCUGGCGACGCCCACAGGAGAUCUGCCAAUCACCAGCUCUACUUGCUGACAAUAUCAACCUGGCCCAUGUGAAACAAGGCUUAUUAGGAGACUGCUGGUUUCUGUGUGCCUGCACCUUCUUGCUCAAGAACAAACGUCUGCUGAACAAGGUGUUGCCUCCUGACCAGCCCCAGUGGGAUGACAGCAGGUACCGGGGCUCCUUCCAGUUUUGUUUUUGGCAGCAGGGACACUGGACAGACGUGACCAUCGAUGACCGCCUGCCCUGCAUCAAUUCCGCUCUCUGCUUCUCGCGCUGCCACUCCCCCACUGCUUUCUGGGUAGCCCUGUUGGAGAAGGCUUAUGCAAAGCUCCAUGGCUCAUAUGAGCGACUGUGGGCCGGGCAGGUGUCUGAGGCCCUGGUGGAUUUGACUGGGGGUCUGGUGGAGCGCUGGAGUUUGGGAGAGUCAGAGGAUGAACCGAGACCAGAACAGGACAGUGACCAGGUCAGGAGGAGAAGGCUGGACCUGAACCUUCUGGAUCCCGUGAAAGACGAGUGUGCGGUCAGCUGCUCUACUCACAGCAGCCCUGGAGGUGCCAGUGAGCUGGGACAGUACCAUGCGCUGACUGUGAUGGAAUGGGUGGAUAUGAAGACGCUGUCAGGGAGCAAAGUGCUGCUGCUCAGGAUCAGAAACCCGUGGGGAAGAUGCUGCUGGGGAGGGGCCUGGAUAGGAAGUGGUGUGGGUUGGACUUCUGUCGACCCCGUUUCUACUUCAGACCUACAAGCCAGGGUGGCUGAGGGCGAAGUCUGGUUGGAUGAGAAUGAAUUCCUGUCUCAAUUCGAUGAUGUCACAGUGGGCUACCCCAUAAGUGAUGAGGGGCACCUAAAGAGCAUUUACACAGGAAAUCUGCUAACACACAACCACCAGCUGGCCGGCCGGUGGAUCAAAGGGCACUCCGCUGGUGGGAGUCGAAACAGCAGCAGCUACAGCAGCAACCCAAAGUUUUGGCUCAAAGUGUGUGAGAGAGGAGAGCUGCUGAUGUCCCUGCUACAGCAUAGAAAGUGGAGAAAUACAGAGAAAUAUGCACAAACGCCACAGGAGGAUAGCAAGAACUCAACGCACCAGCACUACCAGGCUAUCGCUCUACACAUGUGGAAGGUGGAGAAAAGGCGUUUUAAUCUAAGCCGGAUGUUGAACAAACCUCCUUGUGCUUCUACUCACUGCCACGCCUAUGAGAGAGAGGUGGUUCUCCACGGGCAGCUGGAGCCUGGAUACUACCUGCUGAUCCCCAGCACCUACCAGCCAGGAGCUGAGGCCCGCUUCCUCAUCAGGGCCUUUUCCUCCUCUUCCACAUCCCUCUGUGCCCUGAAAAGCCCAGCACCUUCACUGCCAUUGACAACAGAUGGAGAGUGGGAGACCAGCUACUACCAGGGCUCGUGGGUGGAGGGAAGGACAGCCGGAGGAAGCAGAAACUUCCUGUCUCACUGGCAGAACCCAUGCUUCCCUUUUACAGUGUGUGAUGCGUCAGCAGUGACAUCAGGAGAUAAUGUCAGGGUUACCCUGCACCAGAGCCGCCCCGACACUGACCUGCACCCUAUUGGCUUUCACAUUUAUAAGUGUCUGUGUAUGCAGGUCCCAGAAGAAGAAUCUGAGCAGACAUUACCCAGGGACGAGGAUCCCGUGGCCAGUUGUGUCCCUCAUUGCUACACCCAGAACGUCAGUCUGGCCUGCUGUCUUUCUCCCGGAGCUUACACCAUAGUGCCAUCCACAUAUCAGCCUGACUGCUCAGCAAACUUCACCCUCAGCCUGGCUCGCAGAAUACACAGGAAAGUGGUGAAAAGCCAGGAGAGGCUGGGAAAUGCCAUUCAGGAGAUCUCUCACAUCUCUGUGAUGCAAAGCUAGUUCUCUGGGACUGUUGCUGCUCCACUGAUGUCGGCUCACCUCCCUGUGCCUCUUGGCCCAUGAUGAAAGAACCAGCUCUCCCAUCCACCACGGAGGCUGUGUGUGUGUGUAUGUAUGUGUUCCACCAGUGGCUGAGAAGGCAGGCAGGCAGAUACAGUGGGAAUGUGUGUGUCGGGAAUCCUGGAAACCCCUUUAUCCUGAACCGCUGAGGCUCAGGGCUGAUGGGCAGCCACACACUCAUAGGCGAUUAGGACAUCAGAGGUUGUCGGUGGGCUGGGCUGCUAAUGAAGUAUGACGGGACUGGCUGGUGUAAACAAACAGCCGCCAUUGAAGAGGGCCGCCGCUGCUCUUGCUCAUUCACUCACUGGUGCGCCUGCCGGCCCAGAACAAAGGGCCCUCUCAUGAAGGUCCUCACAGAGGCACAGGGGGCAAGGGGCGAGGGGAUGGUCUCCGACAGCAGAGCCAACCAAACCACACCACACCAUACCGUGCCAUACCAUGCCAUAACUUUCCUCUCAUCCCUCACCCCCAGACACUCCGCUCCAUACCUAACUUGCAUUGUUUGUCUCUAGACACAGACACAGAGUUUUAUCAGUCCCUCAUCCCCAAACAUGCUCACCAUCCGGACUAACAGUAAAGUCAGACCGGACCUAAAGAAGUCCACUUUGUCCCUGACUCCAUCCUCACUGCCCAGCUCCCUUUUUGUCCCCCCAGACUCAGGCCACAGCUCUGCCUGGACCUGAACAGAGCCUUGGUUUGAAGUUGCCGCAAGAACAGAUGACAAGCGGACGGAUGGAAGGGAUGAAAACGAGGGAUGCACAUCAGAGGAGGCCGGUUCAUAUGAAAAAGUCGCCAGUUCUUUUUGAGUUGAGGCACCGUAUGUGUGGUGGUCUGUGUCUGCCUGCUCAUAGCCAUGUCUGUGUGUCAAAGUCACAGGGUUUAUGAUUAGUCAUUGGAGCCAGUGUUAACAGAGACUUUUGCAAAGCUAUAAUUAACUGAUGAGAAUGGUACUGAGCUGUGUAUUUAUUAUGUUUGGGAGUGAGCUGCGAUGAAUAAAAUGUUAAAACACAACUUGGUGCUGAUGUGUCCCAUAUUUUUGUGAUUUUUGACUAUAUAUAUCACCAUACAUGAAAAUGACGUGAAAAUAAAUGAACUAAAUUUUGUCACCCUGUUAAAAUAAUCGCCUAACUAAUUUUUUCAAGUUUUGCAGGAAACACAAAAAACUUCCCCAAAAGUGUAACAUGACAUUUAUUGAUCAUUUCACUCAAAAAGGAUGUAAAUUAAGGAACUUAAUAAAUGACUUGGGCAAUCUUUUGAACAUGCCUUUGUGACUUAAGCAAUAUAUAGUAACAC